Messenger RNA from Rotaria sordida, 1020 nucleotides. The record is from the annotation of a GenBank genome assembly. NCBI's taxonomy places the organism in Eukaryota, Metazoa, Rotifera, Eurotatoria, Philodinida, Philodinidae.
AUGUAUAGAUAUGAUGUUGAAUAUCUAUUUCGAUUUUAUACAUAUGGCAUAGAAAAACAUUUUUAUCAACAUGUAUUUGAAGAUUUUCAACAAGAAACUCUUUGUGAUCAUGAAGCUGGUCAAUUAUAUGGUUUAGAAAAAUUCUGGGCAUUUUUAAAAUAUUCUCGACAAAAACCAAAAAUCAAUCGAAAACUUGAAGAAAUUUUAAAAAACUAUAAAAAUCUUGAAGAUUUUCGUGUUGGUGGUGCAUCAUUUCCACAACAAUUUUUUCCAACAAAAUCAAAUUAUACAUUCGAAGCAAUUGCUGCUGCAGUAGCAAAGAACAGUGAUACAUCAAAUUCAUUAAAACCCAAUGGUGAACAAUAUCUGAACGGUGCUCAUAUUUUUUCAAGUGGAUUUCGAUUUAUUGUUUUAGGAAGAAUUGAUAUUGGUUUAGGUAUUGGUGGUGGUGUGAUUAAUUCUAUGCUUUAUAAUGAUUUACAAACAAUUAAUAUAACAUUACGUAUUCUUUAUCGACCAAGAGCUGAACUUUCACCAAAAAUUUUUUUGCAAAUUUGGUCUCAAUUUGAUGCUAUUGAAUUGAUUACACAACGCACACUUAUUUCGCAACGUAAUAAUGAAUUAUUAACAGAACGUGCUGCUCAAUUUGGUUUAUUACUUGAUGAUAUUUCAAUUAUAAGAUACGAUAAAAAAGAGUCUCGAACACAUUUAAGUUUUAGACCUGAAUUCACAAGUGCUGUUGAAUUAAAACAAGUUGCACAACAAGAUGUUGGAAAACAACGGUUUUUAGUUGAAAAAACGGAACAAAGUCGUCGAGCAAAUGUUAUUGCAGCAGAAGGUGAUACUCGUGCAGCUGAUUUGAUUGGCAAAGUUUUAGAUGAAGCUGAUGAUGAUUUGAUCGAACUUCGACGAAUUGAAGCCACUGAAGAUAUUGCAAAUCAAUUAUCAAAAUCAAGAAAUAGCGUCUAUUUACCACAUGGUCCUCAAAUAUUACUUAACAUUACUGGUGCUAUGCAAUAA